Molecule: messenger RNA, 237 nt
Organism: Clunio marinus
Lineage: Eukaryota; Metazoa; Arthropoda; Insecta; Diptera; Chironomidae
Source: the annotation of a GenBank genome assembly
AUGGAAAAGAAACAGAAAAUUGCGUUCACACAUGCGGUUAUUGUGUCUCUGAUCUACAUAGAAGAAGAUUUUAAAUUUGCUGUGCUUCAAUGCAAAUUCAGAUACAUUGGUCGAGGACAUGGACUGAGACUAAAUAAAUUCAUUGACGUGAAACCACAAGACAUGAAAAUAUUCAUGAGACUUUUUUUUUCUGCGCUUUACCUCACAACCAUCGAAAAUCCGUGCAUGACCUCAUAA